CCCAAGUCCUGGACUUCCCUGAAAGAAAGAUAUUAAGACAGAAUUUUGUGAGGGAUUUUGGCUGCAAUGCUUGCGUCCCAGUAAAUUUUCUUGCAAACAAUGAAGAAAUCGCUGCUGGCCACAGUAGGGGACGCUUUAUAAGUUGUCGGGCGUACAAAUGGCCAGUGAGGUCUAUACCUCCAAAAUUAAAGACAUUGAUAUAUGAAGCGUGUGAGAUACCAGAUGAAUUUGUCGACACUGGGGAUGACAAUAAUGAUGUCACAUCAGAAGUAACUGAGCAAGUCAUGCAUUUCCUCGAAAGAGAAGGGGUCCAAUGGGUGAGAACCUGGAUUGAAAGAUACCAGCCACUAUCUUCUUGGUCCGGUGAUCAUGUCAAAGAUUUGAGAAGGAAGCAACGGGGAUCAAAAAGAAAACAGGUUGCUCAACCACAAGCAUGUGUUGAUUUUGCUAGUGGGAGUGGACUACAGUCAAGGUGUGUCGAUGAAACAGUUAUAGAGCCGGAGGAUGGAAACAAAGAAGCUAGUGGGAGUGGACUUCAGUCAAGGUGUGUCGAGGAAACAGUUAUAGAGCCGGAGGAUGGAAACAAAGAAGAUGUGGCCACAAUGGCCAUGGCGAUAAUUGUGAGUGAGCAACCUGUAACAAAUGAAGAUGUUAAUCCAUAUAUGGCCAAGAUUUGCCAAGAUGCAACAGUAACUGAUUCACGGACACCAGUUGGUCUGGGAAUAUUCUCAAAUACAAGGGCAGCAAAGCCAAUCCAGGAGAACAAGGACAGACUCUGGAUUAGUAAAAGUGAUGGUGACAAGCGUAAAGAUAUCAUCAAUUGGGUAGCCGGACCCAUCAGGCUUCCGGAUAAUAGAAAGCUGGAAGUAGCAGACUUGUUAGCAUUCCGAAAGAUCUCACCCAGAAUAACAUCGGUUUUCAAGCUGAAAAAUUUCAGAACUUUAUUUACGAAAGCAGCAUGGGACAGGGUUGCAGAGUUCUCAAAACAAAUUAGUGAUGGUAACAACUGGUAUUGCGGCAAAUGUAAUAAAAAUGUCAGUAAGGGUCCGAGCAUACAUUGUGAUGGGUGCCUAUUGUGGCUCCAUAACAAAUGCGCCAAUAUUACAAAAAAAUCGAACGUGGGAAAGUACUUCAUUUGUGAGAAAUGUUUACAAAAUUAAAGUACACAAUGAAAAUAAACUUGUCCAGUAACUUUGAAGUACUUACCCAAUUUAGAUUAGAAGGUGUCCACUGGCGAUCAUGUUUUACAACAAACUAACUACAGGAGCUAUACAUAUCAGUCUCCUCAUUAUUUCCUGAAAAAUUGAAAACAAUUGGAUUAGUAUUUUCCAAGAUAUUGUGAUUUCUUUGGGUUGCUUUUUUUGGAACACCCUGUAUAUUAUUGUAAUGAUUUGACUUGUGCUGCCCCCUUUAAAUGAUGACAAACG
Molecule: messenger RNA, 1427 nt
Organism: Owenia fusiformis
Lineage: Eukaryota; Metazoa; Annelida; Polychaeta; Sabellida; Oweniidae
Source: the annotation of a GenBank genome assembly